Leptinotarsa decemlineata (Colorado potato beetle) is the source of this 529-nucleotide messenger RNA. Its product is annotated as 4-aminobutyrate aminotransferase, mitochondrial. Gene Ontology annotation, molecular function: 4-aminobutyrate:2-oxoglutarate transaminase activity; pyridoxal phosphate binding. Gene Ontology annotation, cellular component: mitochondrion. The record is from RefSeq and is a predicted model, not a curated record. NCBI's taxonomy places the organism in Eukaryota, Metazoa, Arthropoda, Insecta, Coleoptera, Chrysomelidae. Gene Ontology annotation, biological process: GABA catabolic process.
UCACCAAACCAGUUGAUGAAUAUUACUAUUUUUUUUUCACUCCACAGACCACAACAGCCCUACAGAGUCUACAAUACGUGGUUGGGAGAUCCUGGAAAACUGUACCUGUUGGAAUCGUUCUUGAAUGUUCUCAAUAGGGAAAAUCUUCUGGAUCAAGUGAAUAAAAGCGGAGCAAGACUGAAAAAUGGGCUUCACUCAUUGGAAAACGAAUUUCCUUCACUGAUUAAUUCUGUUAGAGGAAGAGGAACCUUUUUAGCAUUCAACGCAACAAGUGUUGGUUUACGUGAUCAAAUUGUUGCAGCGCUGAAGAAGAAAGGUAUCCUCAGUGGUGGAUGUGGAAACCAGUCAGUGAGGCUGAGACCGGCCCUUACUUUCCAAGAGCAACAUGCAGAUAUUUUCUUGGACCGUUUGAGACAAGUACUGAAAGAAGUUAAAUGAAUCGAAUUAUAAGAAUAUAUUAAAUGAAAAAUCAAUUUCCAAAUAUCAAUGUAUACAAAAAUAAGGUAAUAAAUAAGAUUAUUUUAAUAAA